This is a messenger RNA of Metarhizium brunneum ARSEF 3297, 1623 nucleotides long. RefSeq lists its product as uncharacterized. NCBI's taxonomy places the organism in Eukaryota, Fungi, Ascomycota, Sordariomycetes, Hypocreales, Clavicipitaceae. The record is from RefSeq and is a predicted model, not a curated record.
AUGGACGAGACCGACGAUUCCAGCUUGCUAAAGAAGCAUAUUGCCUUGAUUCAAGCUGACACCAAGAGCUUAGAAGAAAGUGAGGUGAGUGGCACGCCCAUCUUCACCGAGUCUGUGAGACAACAUGGCAACAAUGCGUCCACCUCGAAUGGGGAGAUAUUUACUCAGUAUGGAUUACUGGGAGGGGACGUCGCAAAGCUCCACGCAAGCAAGGACAUGGAGCUGGACAUUGAAAACGACCCGAGAGUUUUCUACAACAUCAAAGCCCCCUCGAGCGUCUUCAUUUGCGGCAGCCAGGGCUCGGGGAAGAGUCAUACCCUGAGCUGCUUGCUUGAGAACUGUCUCAUACCCACGGAUGCAAAUACCCUGCCCAGACCUCUCACCGGCAUAUUGUUUCACUACGAUCCCUUUUUUUCGGAUAACCGAGGCCAACGCUGCGAAGCCGCCUCCAUCUCUUCGCACGCGGGUGUGAAAGUCCGUGUCUUGUGCCCCCCAACAAACGUGGGACAAAUCAAAAAACUGUAUAAAUCGCUGCCAAAUGUUGAAGUUGAGGAGCUGCGAAUCAGCCAGCGAGACCUCAAUACCAAACGAAUGCUGGAUCUUAUGGCAGUCAGCUCCAUUCAAGGAGGAACCAUGCCACUGUAUCUGCAUAUCGUGACUCGCAUCCUGAGAGAACUCAGGGUCCAGCAACAGAAAAAAGGCGGCCACUUUAAUUACAGAGCUUUCCGCAAGGCCAUUGCGGCAGCAGAACUCAGCCCAGGGCAGUCUGGACCUCUGGAACAGAGACUCGACACUCUGGAAAGUUUCAUGGCAGAGGAAGACGUUGCUGAAAGCAAAAUCCCCGGGUUUACCUCCUACAAGCCCAAGGGCAAGCAGUCCAUGUUUGACCCCAACGAGUUCACAAGCACAGCCACCACAUGGGAACCAAAGGCCGGGCAGUUGACCAUUGUCGACUUGUCCUGUCCCUGCGUCACCGCCGAGUCUGCGUGCUCGCUGUUCAACAUCUGCCUGAACUUGUUCCUGGAGCAGCCCUCGGACGACAUUGGACGAGUGAUUGCCCUCGACGAAGCCCACAAGUACAUGACGGAAAGCGCGGAUAGCCAAACCCUCACCGACUCACUCCUGUCCGCCAUUCGCCUCCAGAGGCAUCUCGGCGCGCGUAUCGUCAUUGCGACGCAGGAGCCGACGAUUUCCCCGAAGCUCCUGGACCUCUGCUCGGUGACGGUCGUGCACCGCUUCACGUCACCGAAUUGGCUGGGCAGCCUGAAGAACCACCUGGCAGGGGCGACGGCAGGCUGGAAAACCGCCACAGAGGGAGAAGGAGAAUCUGGGAAGAGCAGCGCAGAGAGCAUGGCUGAGCUCCUGAGCCGCAUCGUCUCUCUUCGUCAGGGGGAAGCUCUGUUGUUCUGCCCCAGUGGUAUCGUUGGUGUCAAGACGCCUAAAAGGACUGAUGACAUUGAUGGAAUUGCGGAUGGGUUUGCAAAAUGGUGUCUCGAGCAGGAUCGUUCGGGUGCGUAUUCUGAUUGCGGGAAUGGCCUGGACUAUCUGGGCCAAAGGAUUAUGAAGAUUCGCGUCAGAGAGCGAAUCACCGAAGACGGAGGAAAGAGUGUAAUGGCCGGUUAG